CCAGACAAACUUGCGUAGUCUCUCCACGGUCCUCCUCGCUGUCUGCCUGCCUCUCUCUAUGGACGGCUGGAGGGUACAAGAGGAAACCGGGAUUGUUGUCGUCGGGACCGCAGCGCUUUUCCAGGGCCCAGCUAUGAUUUAAUCUUGGAAAACUGGGGUGUGUGGGGGGAAAAGGAGAAGGAGCAAACCGACGGGAGCGUGAGAGGAGAUGUGCGGUGGGGCCGAGAUUGCAGCGGUAUCCCUAGGCCUGGACUGAGCAGAUUGUUCUAAAAGGAAACGGACAACAAACAAGGGAAGUGAACAUGGCGGGGACCUCGGGCUUCUUUUCAAACGGACCUGUUCCGUGGAUGGACAACGACACAGAGAUGAACAACCUGUACCGAGACCUGGAACUCGGGACAGUACUGACACUGUUUUAUUCUAAGAAGUCCCAGCGGCCAGAGAGGCGGACAUUUCAAGUCAAGCUAGAGACCAGGACUAUUAUCUGGACUCGUGGCACGGACAAAAUAGAGGGAGAGAUUGACAUUCGAGAGAUCAAGGAGAUCCGUCCUGGACAGAAGUCAAGGGACUUUGAGCGUUAUGUGGAGGACUCUGCGACGAGGCUGGAGCAGGCUCACUGCUUUGUCAUUCUGUAUGGCACAGAGUUUCGCCUUAAAUCCCUCAGCCUGGCAGCAACGUCAGAUGAGGAGAUGACCAUGUGGGUAAAGGGGUUGAACUGGCUUGUGGCUGACACACUGAAAUCUCCAACACCGCUCCAGAUAGAGAGAUGGUUACGUAAGCAGUUCUAUGCCGUUGAUCGCAACAGAGAAGACAGGAUAUCCUGUAAGGAUCUAAAGAGCAUGCUGAGCCAGGUCAACUACAGGGUGCCUAACAUGAGGUUCCUCCGAGAGAAACUUCCGGACUCAGAGUUGCGAAAUGGAGACGUGUCCUUCAGCCAGUUCGCACAGCUCUACCGCAGCCUCAUGUUUGAUGCUCAGAAAAACAUGGAGAUCCCGUUUAUGCAGAGGUUCAUUGACAGACCAGAACAGAAGAUCUCCCUCGAAGACUUUCAGGGCUUCCUCCUGGAGUCUCAAAGGGAAAUGUGGGCAGCAGACAACAGCAAAGUUCAGGAUUUUAUGUUCAGCUAUCUGAAAGACCCCCUGAGAGAAGUGGAGCAGCCUUAUUUCCACCAAGAUGAGCUCCUGACAUACCUGUUCUCCAAAGAGAACAACAUCUGGGAUGGCUCCCUGGACCAAGUCUGUCCUGACAAUAUGAACAACCCCCUGUCCCACUACUGGAUCUCCUCUUCACACAACACCUACCUGACGGGAGACCAGUUUUCCAGCGAGUCGUCUCUGGAGGCGUAUGCUCGCUGUCUGAGGAUGGGCUGCCGCUGCAUUGAACUGGACUGCUGGGAUGGUCCAGAUGGAAUGCCGGUCAUCUACCACGGACACACCCUCACAACAAAAAUCAAGUUUAUUGAUGUCUUGACCACCAUCAAAGAGCACGCCUUCGUCACAUCUGAAUAUCCCAUCAUCUUGUCCAUCGAGGAUCACUGUAGUAUUGUGCAGCAGAGGAAUAUGGCCACCAACUUUAAGAAAGUGUUUGGAGAAAUGCUGCUGACCAAGGCGGUGGACAUCGCAGCAGACGGCCUGCCAUCACCCAAUCAGCUCAAGAGGAAGAUCCUCAUCAAGCAUAAGAAGCUUGCAGAAGGCAGUGCCUACGAGGAGGUUUCUACCUCCACUCCAUACUCGGAGAACGAUAUCAGCAACUCAAUCAAGAAUGGCAUCCUUUACCUGGAAGACCCCAUUAAUCAUGAGUGGUACCCUCAUUUCUUUGUCCUGACCAGCAGUAAGAUCUACUACUCAGAGGAGACCUCCAGUAACCAGGGCAAUGAUGAUGAGGAGGAGCACAGAGAGGUGUCCAACGGUAUGGACCAGCAUGUGACAGAGAAAUGGUUCCAUGGGAAGCUUGGCGCAGGGCGGGACGGGCGGCAGAUAGCCGAGAGGUUACUGUCGGAGUACUGCCUGGAGACCGGAGCGCCUGACGGCUCCUUCCUGGUCCGAGAGAGCGAGACCUUUGUGGGAGACUACACACUCUCUUUCUGGCGUUCAGGCCGGGUGCAGCACUGUCGUAUCCACUCUCGCCAGGAGGCAGGCAGCCCCAAGUUCUACCUGACAGACAACCUGGUGUUCGACACGCUCUUUGCCCUCAUCAACCACUAUCAGCAGGUGGCGCUGCGCUGCAACGAGUUUGAGAUGAAGCUGACAGAGCCGGUACCUCAGACCAAUGCACACGAGAGCAAAGAAUGGUACCAUGCCAACCUCUCCAGGAGCCAUGCAGAGAACAUGCUCAUGAGGGUACCUCGUGACGGGGCAUUCCUUGUAAGGAAGAGGGCGGAGCCUAACUCGUUUGCCAUUUCCUUCAGGGCCGAGGGGAAGAUAAAGCACUGUCGGGUGCAGCAGGAGGGUCAGACUGUGGUGCUGGGCACUUCAGAAUUCGACAGCCUGGUAGAUCUCAUCAGCUACUAUGAGAAGCACCCUCUGUACCGCAAAAUGAAACUGCGCUAUCCCAUCAAUGAGGACACACUGGAGAAGAUAGGCACUGCUGAGCCAGACUACGGGUCACUGUACGAAGGCAGAAAUCCAGGCUUUUAUGUGGAGGCCAACCAAAUGCCAACAUUUAAGUGCACAGUGAGAGCCAUGUACGAGUAUAAAGCCCAGAGAGACGACGAGCUGUCCUUCAUUAAGAACGCUGUUAUCUCUAAUGUAGACAAACAGGAAGGAGGAUGGUGGAAGGGGGACUGUGGAGGGAAGAAGCAGCUGUGGUUUCCUGCCAAUUAUGUGGAAGAGAUCAGUCCAUCAGCGGUGGAGCCCGAUAGGACUGAGAUGACAGAAAACAGCCCCCUUGGAGAUUUGCUGAGAGGAAGUGUGGACGUGUCUUCCUGUCAGAUUGUUGUGCGUCCUGAUGGGAAGGGCAGCAGGCCUCAUGUUUUCUCCCUGGUGCCAAACACCUCCAUGCGGACAGGCCCGGUGCUGGACGUCGCUGCCAGCACCCAGGAAGAACUCAAGGAAUGGGUGUUCAAGAUCCGUGAGGUCACAAUGACAUCGGAGGCCAAGCUGGAGGAGGGGAAGAUGAUGGAGAGGAGGAAGAAGAUUGCACUGGAAUUAUCCGACCUGGUCAUCUACUGUAGGCCUGUGCCGUUUGACGAAGACAAGAUUGGCACAGAGCGGGCCUGCUUCCGGGACAUGUCAUCCUUCCCCGAGACCAAGGCGGAGAAGUACGUCAACAAGAGCAAGGGGAAGAAGUUCCUGCAGUACAAUCGACUGCAGCUGUCCCGGAUUUAUCCCAGAGGACAGAGACUAGACUCCUCCAACUACGACCCUCUGCCCAUGUGGCUCUGCGGGUCCCAGCUUGUAGCACUCAACUUCCAGACAGCAGACAAACCCAUGCAGAUGAACCAGGCUCUGUUCAUGUUGAACGGAAAGAGUGGCUACGUCCUCGAGCCGCCCAUCAUGAGGGACGACAACUUUGAUCCCUUCGACAGGCACACGCUACGAGGCGUUGAACAAAUCACCCUAGAGAUAGCGGUUUUGGGCGCCCGGCACUUGCCCAAACACGGACGUGGCAUAGUCUGUCCUUUGAUCGAGAUCGAGGUGUGCGGGGCGGAUUACGACAGUGCCAAGCAAAAAACUGACUCAGAAGCUGAUAACGGGCUGAACCCCACGUGGCCCCGAAAGCCAUUUGAGUUCACAAUAUGCAACGCUGCCUUCGCCUUCCUGCGCUUCGUGGUUUAUGAGAUUGACAUGUUCAAUGACCAAAACUUCCUGGCUCAGGCAACGUUCCCCAUUCACAGCCUCAAGACGGGUUACCGGUCAGUACCUCUGAAGAACAGCUACAAUGAGGACCUGGAGCUGGCUUCCCUGUUAGUCCAUAUGGACAUCAUCAGUGGCAGGGACGAAAACGGAGAGGUUCUGAGCCCGUUCCUCGCGGUCGGGGCCGCGUCAGUGACAGCAUCCUCCCCAGCAGGGCGGGAACGUUUGGGGGAGUCCGUGUCUUCGACUUCCUCCAACGUGUCCCCUGUGCCCCAGUCUCCGGCCCAGGCCCAGGCCUACAGGGAGGGCUCUUUUGAGUCCCGCUACCAGUCCCCUCUGGAGGACUUCAGGGUGUCCCAGGAGGCACUGUUGGACCACUUGGAUCCCCAGAACAGACAAACAAGGAUGUUGCGGAGGACCAGAGUGGGCGGAGAGAACCGUGUUUAAGUCCAAGCCAAUCAGGACGCAUUUCUGUUGCACCCCCCCACCCGUCUCCCCCUCCGCCCCCUGUACCCAGUCGCCUCUCCCCGUACUGAUGAUGUCACUGACUGCUGUGAACACCGUUUCCAUGGAAACGCCCACCACCGCUUUGGCCUACAUUUCAGGCAGCUCUCUCACCCUCCAUUCUCCAAACCAACUCCUCUCUCUCUCCCCCCUCCCUGCCGCCCAGCCUUCUCCCCACUCGUCUGAUGAGAAGGAGGGACUCGGACACAAGAGGAGAGGGAGGACCGCUGAGAGGAAGCUGACCGUUGGGACAGGAAGAAGAAAUUGACAUUCAUGGGAGAACAAAAACAAGGCUGGAGUAGUGUCCGGCUCUGGGCUAGUGCUGAGCAGGACGGGCUGCCCUCUCUUGUGUUUUAGGAGUGCACAACAUCUGCCUAGUUUGGAGGCUAAGAGGAGGGAAAUAGAGAGUUAUAAAAGGUAUCAGUUUGAAACUGUUCCCCAGUUAAGUUUCUUUGCUCUUCUCUCUAUAUGAAUAUAUGUAUUUAUUCCUGUUGUGCUGUUGGCCGGAGAACAGCAGCAGCUGACCUGCUCUCAAAGAGCUUCUGUAUCCACGUUUUUAAUUAUUAUAAUUAUUUAAGCCUUUAAAACAUUCAUAAUGUGACUUUUCAUUUUUUAAAUGUAUAUGUGUAAAACACGAGGGCUCUCUACGGCUAUUUUAAUGUCUCUUCUCUGCUUCAUAGAGGAGAUUUCCGCCUACAGUCAAACUCGCAACAUAACCCUGGAGGAAUAUUUCACCCUUUAUUUUUUUUUCAAGGCAUCAGGAAGAAGUCAUAGCCUGUUUGUGUUGGAGGGAGUGAGAGCAUAUUAUCUGCACACACAAACACACAUGCAUACAUUAUUAUUUCUAAUUUACAUUCCAAGUAUCUGCACACCAUUCCAUAUUAUUGCUUCGCAGGCGCCUUUACAAGCCAGUCUGACACAUCCACACUCCUGUGAUACUCCAAUCAUCUAUCAUGUCAUCAUCACACUGUGUGAUGAAGCCGGACCGGGGAUACAUGUUGUCCUACACAAGGUUGAAGUCCAAGUGAUAUUUUAGUUUAUAAUGAUCAGAGUAGUGUCUGAAUGGCUACCCUUGAUAAGUUAGUGAACACUCCCACAGGACGUGCUCCCUGACAACCUAUCCUUACCUAAACCAUCUUGCUAGAGUUUUGCAAAUUGGUAGUUCAAAUCUAGACACAACCAUAUUUUAGCGGGACCAAAUUGUUUUCCUUAAGAUUUUUAGCUUGCAUCCUCUACCAAAAUGUAAAUGGGCCUUGUUCUCUGCAGCACAGUCAUGUUGUUUCUCAAAUGAUUGUUUAUUGGGCUGCGAGGUCACGGCUAAAUUGACAAUACUGAAAACUGUUUGAUCAUUUUAUCCUUUUAAAACUACUGGUUUGAGGAACACCGUUCUAACCUCUCAUUUGACUUCAUUUUCAUUGACAGAAAUGUCACUUUCAUCAAUGUACCAUACUGUAAAUACAGUGACGCGAUUAACAUUGCAGCCUUUUGUUUAUGUGAUUUAUGAUUGAAUAUUUCAGAAAUGUGGAUAUUUUUACUGACAUUUCAGGCUUAAUAGAAUUUCUUUUUAUUCUGUGUUUUUUAUUUGUUGAGCAUUACUAUUCCCAUACCUAAUACAGUGAUGGGUUUCAUUUUUGAGUUUUAGUUUAAACGGAUGUCUCUAAGAAGAGGUUUCGAGGUCCAAAUGCGUUUUCCUGCAACCGGCUUAUUUGUUUUUAUUUGCCAGCAUUUGUGAGUUAGGAGUUCCCUGUGUUUGAAAGGAACGUUGUGUUGACCAAGUGAGAGGGUUUGCAUUCCCGUUGUAAGGACUAAAGAAAACAUGCCAUAUACUCCUUACGAGAACAUUUUGAUGCAGCACAAAAACAUAAGGGACCUUUUGGGUUUGUGCUGCCUCGGUGUUCUGGGCCUGGGGAAGUUUUGUCACCGCACAAAGCUAUGAGGAUUUUUAAGUCGCACUGCCACAUUAAACAUUUAAAUUGCAACUGCCCCUGAAUUUAUCUCAGAUGAAAUGUGCAAAAUGCAGUGUGUAAGUUAAUGGAUGGCGGCUCGAAAAUGAAUGUCAAAUGCUACGUGUUGCUAUUCAUUCCCAACUUUAAAUUCCCAUUCUGGCUUGUGUUCAUAAAUGUUUGUCUAACUAAUUCAGACUUCUCUUGAGCAAAGUGUUGGCGGGUUUUAAAAGUGCAGGGGGGUUUUCAUGUCCUGCGUUUGUAGAGUUACAGCCUCUUUGGGAGGAGCAGAGUGUAAGCUUCAGAUUUAGUAGUAGCUGUGUUUCUGUGGCUGGCGGAGGACAACAGUGCCUGGGCUUUUAGUGAGCCCAGACGAGGCUCGUAUAUAACCAAUGGUGUUAUCUUUCCUGGUUCGUAUCAGAAACAGUAUUUCUUCUGCUUUUAUGUGAUGACUAUAUGAUGUAAACUCAGUAUUCUCAGUCAGUGUUUGACCACUGAGACACACCUAAGCCAUAUGGUAUGAUUUAUGCUACGGUAAAAACAGGGACAGAGGUGAAUACUUAAAGUCUCAACUACAUUCUGUUAGCAUCUUAUGUUUGCAUCCGAAUAUUGAUUCCAAGAAUACUCCAUAUUACAGUUCUUCUUUCUUUCUGUGGACUUUGUGGAGAGCUCUCCCACCAAUGCUGCAUUGCUCUUAUUGCCGUCUUCUCGUGUCUGUGUGCCUCUGUCUGUGUACACAUCAUAACAGCCACAUCAUUCACCUCAUGUGCACACGGUACACCCACGCUCUCUUAUUUGGUCUGAUCGGCCUCCUGUCAGCACUGUGUGAGCAUGUGACUACUGCUCAGUUUGUCGUAGCGGUUAUAGCGGGACAUCGUGAACUCCCAUCAACCCGUAAAACAGUCUAGAUCAACCAGACUAAGUAAAAGCAUCUUUGUGGGUGUGCAGGGCCCAUUAGCCUAAUUUGUUUUCUCAAAUGAUGUCUGUUUUGUUACCAACUGUCUCAUUUACAAUCGCCUUUCUGUAAUGUGCCUAAACUAUGGAGAGGAAAAGUAUUCAUUUUAAUUUUGCCUUUCAUAUGAAACAUAUUAAAUCCUGAAAAGUAAAUAAAAUACUUACUACUUUA
Messenger RNA from Eleginops maclovinus (Patagonian blennie), 7367 nucleotides. It is a transcript of the gene plcg1, whose product is annotated as phospholipase C, gamma 1. The record is from RefSeq and is a predicted model, not a curated record. Gene Ontology annotation, biological process: phosphatidylinositol-mediated signaling; positive regulation of epithelial cell migration; phospholipid catabolic process. The transcript is spliced from 33 exons. Lineage: Eukaryota; Metazoa; Chordata; Actinopteri; Perciformes; Eleginopidae. Gene Ontology annotation, molecular function: protein binding; phosphatidylinositol-4,5-bisphosphate phospholipase C activity. Bases 303 to 4241 code for a protein of 1312 amino acids.